AUGGCUCCAGGCGCAGUCCAGAACAACACGACCAGUGCACACAGCAAUGCCACCAUCUUGAAGCCAACUGCUCGCUCCUUUCACCCCACCGGCACACCAGACCCUGCCAAGUACCACGCUACGUCGUCACAGGCGGCCAUCAAGUCCGAGUCCGACUUUGCAGCUCACAACUACCACCCUCUGCCCAUCGUGUUUGCCAGAGCGAGCGGCUGCAGCGUCUGGGAUCCUGAGGGCAAGCAUUAUCUCGACUUCCUCUCUGCAUACAGCGCCGUCAACCAGGGUCACUGCCACCCGGAGCUCGUCAAGGCCUUGACUGAGCAGGCGUCGCGCUUAACACUCAGCAGCCGUGCAUUCUACAAUGAUGUCUUCCCCCGCUUUGCCGAGUAUGCGACGAAACUGUUUGGCUUUGACAUGAUCCUGCCCAUGAACACAGGCGCCGAAGCCGUCGAGACAGCCGUCAAGAUUGCCCGCAAGUGGGGAUACAAGGUCAAGGGCAUUCCACAGAAUGAGGCGUUGGUCUUCUCUGUGCAGGAGAAUUUCCACGGUCGGACAUUUGCCGCUAUUACCAUGUCCACGGACCCCGAGUCUCGUGAGAAUUAUGGGCCAUACCUUCCUGGAAUCGGAAGUGUCUGCCCUGCCACAGGCAAGCCGAUUCGCUAUAACAAUGUCGAUGAUGUUCGUGAGACGUUAGAGAAGCAUGGAAAGAAUACUGCUGCUUUCCUUGUCGAGCCCAUCCAGGGUGAGGCCGGUAUCGUGGUCCCAGACGACAGCUAUCUGCACCAAGUGAGGGCGCUUUGCGACAAGCACAAUGUGCUUCUCAUCUGCGAUGAAAUCCAGACAGGUAUCGCGCGAACAGGCAAGAUGCUCUGUCAUGAGUGGAGUGGCAUCAAGCCCGACCUGGUCCUUCUCGGCAAAGCCAUCUCCGGCGGUAUGUACCCUGUCUCGUGUGUACUAGGUUCCAAGGAAGUUAUGCUUACCAUUGAGCCUGGUACACACGGUUCAACAUAUGGCGGUAAUCCUCUCGGCUCCGCUGUCGCGAUCCGGGCGCUUGAGCUCAUCGAAGAAGAAAACAUGAUUGAGCGCGCAGAGACACUUGGUAACAAGUUCCGUCAAGGACUUCAAGACAUCAACAACCCGAUGAUCAAGACGAUUCGGGGCAAGGGCUUAUUGAACGCCAUCGUCAUCGAUGAGAGUAGGACAAACGGGCACAGCGCUUGGGAUCUCUGCAUGCUCUUCAAAGAGAAGGGACUAUUGGCGAAACCCACACACCAGAACAUUAUCCGCCUUGCACCACCGCUGGUCAUCACUGAACAAGAAAUUGAGUCGGCCCUGUCAAUCAUCAAGGAGGCCAUGGAGGAGCUGCCUACACUGAAGGGAAAAACGGAGGAAUAA
Molecule: messenger RNA, 1392 nt
Organism: Bipolaris maydis ATCC 48331
Lineage: Eukaryota; Fungi; Ascomycota; Dothideomycetes; Pleosporales; Pleosporaceae
Product: pyridoxal phosphate-dependent transferase
Cellular component (GO): cytoplasm
Molecular function (GO): L-ornithine transaminase activity; identical protein binding; pyridoxal phosphate binding
Source: RefSeq, a predicted model, not a curated record